Triplophysa rosa is the source of this 3605-nucleotide messenger RNA. RefSeq names its product glucocorticoid modulatory element binding protein 1 (gene gmeb1). Gene Ontology annotation, biological process: positive regulation of transcription by RNA polymerase II. Lineage: Eukaryota; Metazoa; Chordata; Actinopteri; Cypriniformes; Nemacheilidae. The record is from RefSeq and is a predicted model, not a curated record. Gene Ontology annotation, cellular component: nucleus. The transcript has 10 exons. Gene Ontology annotation, molecular function: DNA-binding transcription activator activity, RNA polymerase II-specific; RNA polymerase II cis-regulatory region sequence-specific DNA binding. The coding region runs from base 535 to 2334 and encodes 599 amino acids.
AUUUUGGGUGAACUUUCAGGAAAAAAUCACCUGCUGACAACGAAAAACCCUCCUCCCCCCCCACACACACACAAAAUGACCAGUCUUCAAUGGUCAGUGAUCAGUAUGUUUCCAACUAAAACCAUGAAUGUUUACAUCUAGGCACAUUCUAGCAGUGACGUAACAACAGUAACAAAAGAUUUCGAGAAUAAAGUUGUGAUGUAUUGAGAAUUCUCCAAAUACUAAGUCAUAAAAUGUCACAAUAAAGUAAUGUUUUCCGAAACCGUAGUUUAUUUUUUGUUAUAAUAGUACAAUAAACAACAUGACAGUGAAGGGCAGUCUGAGCAGCUUCAUUGCAAGAUGUGGAGGAUUUUGUUAAAUCCAUAACAACAAUAUUUAAUAUCAAAUAUAAGAUACGCUUUAACUACGGGAAUCUUGAGCUGUUUUUGGGGCAGCAGUAAUGUUUAACAUUUACGCAUUUGCCAGACGUUCUAUCCAGCGCUACUUGCAGUGCAUUGGAGGUAUAUGUUACCUAGUUGAAGGAGAGUGCGGGUUAUGUCAGAGACUGAGGUCACUGUGUCCGUGGAGGACAUGGUGGUGAUGAAGGAUACUGAGGAAGAGGAUGCUGAGCCUGAUGACCAAAACAAGACUCAAGUCAUCCUGCAGCUGCAACCCAUCACACCCGGGCUUGGAGAGGAAAACACUGAGACUGAUGCUGCUGUUGUGGCGGUGGAGACACCAGAUGAGGAGUCUGCUGAAGGAGAGGAUUUAGAGCUGGGUUAUCCCAUCACGUGUGGCGAGAGCAAAGCCAUACUCCUGUUCAAGAAGUUUGUCUGCCCGGGAAUCAACGUCAGAUGUGUUAAGUAUGAGGAUCAGUUGAUAAGUCCCAAGCAGUUUGUGCACAUGUCUGGUAAAGCCACGCUGAAGGACUGGAAGCGAGCCAUCAGGAUGGGCGGAGUUAUGCUCAGGAGGAUGAUGGACUCAGGUCAGCUGGAUUUCUAUCAGCACAGCACACUGUGCACAAACACCUGCCGCAGCACCAAGUUUGACCUGCUGAUCAACAACACACGCUUCCCACCGGACGGCAGUGGGCUCAGCACACCCACCACCACUCAAGGCCAUGUUCCUGUUGGUAACGGAGGUCAGAGCGUCGCAGUUGAGGAGAACACAGAAGAUGUGGUGGGCACGGUGGAGUGGAGCACAGCCACGGUAGAAACCUCUGAGAAGAAGGAUGUACCUGACAUCUCAGAUGAGACGCUGAGUUUCUGGAGGGGUAUCGCCGAGGUGGGGCUGAUGGGUGAGGUGGUGUCUAAUAUCCGCUCGGAGCUGUUGGGUCUGCUGAGAGGAGUUCAGCUACGCAGUGAUCAGAGCUCAUUACAAGAUACAGUGCUCACUGAUGAACUUGUCUGUCCUGCAGAGAUCGCGGUUCUGAGCAACCUGGCUCAAGUCUUUGACCUGCUGGACUCCAUCAAACAAAUAGUGAAUGUCCGACGGCAGAUCACUGACCCAGAGCAGACGCAGGUCCUGCGAGCACUGACCGCAUUAGAACAGCAGAUAGAAGAGCAGAAGAAGCUACAGUCCCUCAGCUGGCUGUCUCAGUCUCAGGCCCUCAGCAGUGUGGCUUUUCCCUCCACCCCUCCAGCAAAACGCGCUCCCAAACGGCCCCGCCUCCAGCGGCCCGCAUCCACCACGGUGCUCAGCACAUCCGUAGCCCAACCUCUCGCCCUCCAGCCUCAACAGUUCACCGUUCUGUCCCCGAUCACCCUGUCAUCCAUCGGCCAGUCGUACGCAGUGGCCGGCCUCGCUCAACCCUCCAAUACUGUCACCCUUCACGCCUUGCCCCCGGGCUCACAGCUCUUCACGCGAAUCGCCAUGGCUCCCGACGGAAAAACAGAGGCCGUUGCCCUCCACCCCGCGUCCGGGCUCACGCUGCUGGGCACGGCGGCCAUGCAAGAGCACGGACAGAUGGGGACGGUGGAGCUGGUGCAGCUGACGCAGAAGGGAACCGCCGCCGGCGUCGCUCAGGACGGUCAGGUGGUGGCGGGCACAGUAGUGAUGCAGGACGGCGUCGUCAGGGUCGUGCAACAGGACGAAAACCAGGCUAACACCACCCUGAUCGAGAUCGACCCGUCGGACGGCGAUCACGGCGUGAGCGUCAUGGAGCUUCAGCUGGAGGGAAGCGCCGCCGGAGGAGAAGAAGAAGAGGAGUGCGGAGCGACCGUGGUGCACGGCGACGAGGAGGUGGUGCGAGGAGAAGUGGAGGAGGAGAUACAGCUGGAGGCCAACGGUCAGUUCCACAAUCUGCCGGUUGUAGUGGUGCAGGAAGAGACGCAGGACGCCGGCAAAGCCAAAUGAGACGCUCUGGCACAAACCGCCCUCAGAGACUGACAGAGCGGGUCAGACAGGGAAAGGGAUUGUGGCGUAGCAGGUGGAGCGCGCGUGUUUGCCGCUACAGCUGUCCUGUUUUUCAUGACUUACUUCCUGCACAGCCAAGCCUGACGUGUCCCGUAUUUGUCAAAGCAAGUUCAGUAUUCCUUUUUGUAUGAGAAUCGCAACAGUUUGUGACUUGUAGGAGCCCAAUCAGUAUUUGUGUUUGCUUUUGAGCUCGGAUGUUUCGGUUCAGCACUUAGUUCUCAUUUUUGUUGGUUUGGUGCCAAAAUAACAGAUCUCCAGUCUCAUGAAUGCCUCAUGCUCACUGCUGUUUAGCACACUCCAGUAGUUAGACUUGACACCGUCUAUGAUCUGCGUAGGGUAUAAAUGGCACUAAUGUUCAGUUAAGUGUAUUAGCACACGAGAGUUUGGACGUGUGACGAAUGUGUCUGAAAGGAUCCUGCUUGUCCUUCACCGAAAAUAAAUAGUUCUUCCUUUCCUUGUACACGACGGUCGAGUGAGCUGUGUGUUCAUCUGUUACAGAACCGGUAGUCAUGAGUUUACAGUGACUGGCGCUGCCUUGAUAUUAUUUAUGAUGAUCAUUUAUUGUAAGCAAUUUCUAAAAUACUUUCUAUAGAGGUUUAUAAAUUCUAUAAAAUUAACUUAUUACCGUUAGAGGAAGAACUCAAUAUAAAGAUUUGUAUUGUUUGCUCGCUCUCUCUCAUGUUUUUCUCAAAAACUGUUUACCGUCAUCAUGCAGGGGCUUGAAACAGUAAUCUGUAUGAAUCCCGAAGCCGCGUGAGACUUUCAGAACAGACUCAAGUCGAAGGCUUUGAAUGUGUGUGACUAAAAUUGGAAGAGCUGAACAGAAAGCAGUUAGGAUUUUUUUGGUAUGUAGUGACUUGAGGUCAUUGUAACACUUCGGAUUACAGCAUGCAAGUUGUAUAAACUACUUUUUGGUUAUGUUUACUGGAGUUUAAGAGCUUAAUUAGGUAUUUGAUUUUAAUUCAAAUAUACUAUCGUUUUCCCCUUUGUUAUUGGAGAGACUGAUUAUAGAAACCCCUUUGAUGUCUUUCUUGAGCCCCCUCAUAUGGAUUGAAAUGACGGAAUAAGUGAUUGACAGGCCAUCCAGCCAAUCUCAAGGCGUAACAGCUCCACUUUCACAGACCAAACCUGAAUAAAUGUAAAAAGAGAGAAUUGUUUUGUUGAAAUACUAAUUAAACAAUAAAGACUUUAUCUCUUUAAACUCGUUACAG